CAUGUUUGAAUCUGAUAUCCAGUCAAGGCGUUCAUCAUUCAUGGGAGUUUUAUGGGGAUCACUGAGAUUUCAUCACUUGUAGACCUCCAACACUACAGACUUUUCAAUGCUCAUUUCAAAAACACAAAUGAUCUUCUAAAAUGAGAGGAUUGCUUCGCUCAGAGUCAGAGAUAUUACGCAAGAAAACACCGAAGCUUUCACGUUUAGGUGAAAUUAUCUAGACGUUCCAGCCUCUGUUUAAGCAAAUGAGCAUGCUUGGAACAAAAGCCUGCAAUAGAACUAAUCGUAAAGGCUCCGUAUGUUGGAGAAACAAUUCAAAAAUUACUUCACGUGAAAGCAACCCAUGAGACCACACCUAUAUAACUCCAUCCCUUCCCCUUCCUCCAUAUUCACUCACAUAUUCUCAUCUUCCACCGUGAUAUUCUAAAAACACUGCAAUAUAUGGCUUUCUCUUCAUACUCUAAGAUCUCCCUUCUGGCAUUUUGUGUUUCUCUUUUCGUUUGUUGUGGUCUAGCCCAUGAAUUUUCAAUUGUGGGUUAUUCGCCGGAGGACUUGACUUGCUUGGACAAGAUUAUAGAACUGUUCGAAUCAUGGAUGUCAAAACACGGCAAAAUUUACAAGAGCAUGGAAGAGAAGUUGCAAAGGUUUGAGGUAUUCAAAGAUAACUUGAAGCACAUUGAUCAGAGGAAUAAGGAGAUUACCAGCUACUGGCUCGGGUUAAACGAGUUUGCAGACUUGAGCCACGAGGAGUUUAAGACCCAAUAUUUGGGUUUGAAAACUGAGUUUCCCAGGUCAAGUAGAAGUUCCUCCAGAGAAUUCAGUUAUGGUGAAGUGGUGGAUGUGCCCAAGUCUGUGGAUUGGAGGAAGAAAGGAGCUGUUACUCCUGUCAAGAACCAGGGUUCAUGUGGCAGUUGCUGGGCGUUUUCAACAGUUGCAGCUGUUGAGGGAAUAAACCAGAUAGUAACAGGGAAUUUAACCUCGUUGUCGGAGCAAGAGCUGAUCGAUUGCGACAGAUCCUUCAACAGUGGCUGCAAUGGAGGUCUCAUGGAUUACGCUUUCCAGUUCAUUAUCUCAAACGGUGGGCUGCGCAAGGAGGAAGACUACCCCUAUCUAAUGGAGGAAGGGUCUUGUGAAGAGACGAAGGAAGAAAAGGAGGUGGUGACAAUAAGUGGUUAUCACGAUGUGCCACAAAAUGAUGAACAAAGUCUGCUGAAAGCUCUGGCUCACCAGCCUCUUAGCGUAGCAAUUGAGGCUGCUGGCCGAGACUUCCAAUUUUACAGUGGGGGGGUAUUCAAUGGCCAUUGUGGGACUGAUCUAGAUCAUGGAGUAACAGCUGUUGGAUACGGGUCAUCAAAGGGGUCAGAUUACAUCAUUGUGAAGAAUUCAUGGGGACCCAAGUGGGGAGAGAAAGGGUACAUCAGGAUGAAGAGAAACAAUGGAAAUCCAGAAGGGAUUUGCGGUCUCUACAAAAUGGCAUCGUAUCCUGUCAAGAAGAAUUGAUCUACCUAUCUCACGAUCUCCUGCCACCUGAAAAUUUUCCUUUGCUUUCCUUUUCCAAGAUUGAUGAAUUUACGGUUGUAUGACUCUCUUCUGUUGCUCCAUCAAUAAAAUGGCAGAAAAAUGCUCUUGAAACUA
Messenger RNA from Carya illinoinensis, 1635 nucleotides. Its product is annotated as cysteine protease XCP1-like. NCBI's taxonomy places the organism in Eukaryota, Viridiplantae, Streptophyta, Magnoliopsida, Fagales, Juglandaceae. Gene Ontology annotation, cellular component: lysosome. The transcript is spliced from 4 exons. The coding region runs from base 442 to 1500 and encodes 352 amino acids. Gene Ontology annotation, molecular function: cysteine-type endopeptidase activity. The record is from RefSeq and is a predicted model, not a curated record.